Messenger RNA from Emericellopsis cladophorae, 4248 nucleotides. RefSeq names its product ATP-dependent bile acid permease. The transcript is spliced from 2 exons. Lineage: Eukaryota; Fungi; Ascomycota; Sordariomycetes; Hypocreales; Bionectriaceae. Bases 1 to 4248 code for a protein of 1415 amino acids. The record is from RefSeq and is a predicted model, not a curated record. Gene Ontology annotation, biological process: transmembrane transport. Gene Ontology annotation, molecular function: ATP binding; ABC-type transporter activity; ATP hydrolysis activity. Gene Ontology annotation, cellular component: membrane.
AUGGCCAGCUCUGACGGGGAGACAUUCCCUCCCAGGAAAUGGUACAGAAGAGUCCCUUUCCUGUCGCAGAAGCCCAUCGAGACGAAGCUCACACAACGACAUCUGAGCCGGAAGGCGCCAACCCCAAGCCAUGCUGAGGCCGCGCGAGGCAAUGAAUUUCAGACUUAUGAGACCAUGACACCGGAAGCGCGCGCCAACCUGCUCUCUGUCAUCACGUUCGACUGGCUCAGAACCCUCAUACGAACGGGCUACAGCAGGCCUCUGCAGUCCGACGACCUCUAUGACCUCCCCAACAAUCGGUUGGUGAUCGAUCACGCCGACCGGCUAGAGAAGGCUUGGACUUCAAGGUUGGAUUGCAAUCGACAGAGGAAACCCAAAUCUGGCUUGUUCUCCUGGAGGCCCUUCUGGGCGAGACGCACCACCGAAAGCACAGUCCUCGCCCUCGCGCUCAACGAUGUGACCUUUCAGUGGUUUUGGCUGGGCGGAAUACUCAAACUACUCGGCGAUCUGACGCAGAUCAUAUCACCCUUGCUCAUCCGCUUCCUCAUCAACACCCUCUCCGAUCCAUCCCAGCAGGCAUACCGGGCAGGAUUUGGCUACGCCGUGGGCCUCUUCGCACUGCUUGCCUUCUCCGUCACCAGCAACGUACAUGGCUUCUACCGAUCCUACACGACGGGUAUCCUGCUGCGAGCAGCACUGAUGCACGUUAUCUACCGCAGGGCAACGACCAAGCUCACCGAGCGCGCAAAGCUGACGCAAGGUCUGGGAACAGGCAAGCUGAUGAGCCUCAUGAGCGCCGAUGUGACGCGCGUAGACUUUUGCUGUGCGUACUUCCACUCGGGAUGGACAAGCAUAUGCCAGAUCAUACUCUGUCUAGCCCUCACGAUAUGGUCGAUGGGAUACAGCGCCUUGCCGGGUUUCGGCUUGCUGGCACUUCUGUACCCUCUUCAGUCGUUCAUGAUGAAGACCCUUUUAGCUCUGCGCCGCAACAGCAUGCCGUUCACAGAUGCUCGCGUCAAAGCCGUGGUCGAGGCUGUCUCUACCAUCCGCCUCGUCAAGACCAAUGCAUACGAGGAGAGCCUCUUAGAAAAGAUUGGACACCUCAGGAAAGACGAGGUUGUGUACAUUCGCAAACGCAUGUUACUCCGCGCCCUCAACAUAGCCGUCUCCUUCACGGCGCCCACCCUCGCCGCCGUGGUCAGCAUCGUGUGCUACGGCGCGACGAGCGAAGAUGGGAUGCGGGCCGAUGUUGUCUUUUCCUCCCUGGCUUUCUUCUUACUGCUGCGGCAGCCGAUGGGAGCUUUGCCCAUUGCCAUCUCAUCCGUCGCGGACGCUAUGGCUGCUCUUGAGCGCCUAGCGGUGUUCAUGGUGUCUUCUGACGAGCACAUGGCGAGCGAUGCAAAACUUCGAGGGGAUUUGCAGAAAAGGGGACGAGAAGCGCCAGACGAGACAGUUGUCCAAGUGGAAGAUGCCACUUUUGCUUAUCACGACGACAAACAGCUCCUGGCAAAUGACGGCGUUGAGGAUGAGAAAACACCAGCUGAGAAAUCGCAGAGGCUUUACAUUGACUCAUUCAAGGUCAAAAAGCAGAGCCUCGUCUGCGUCGUUGGCGCUGUUGCCUCUGGGAAAAGCUCGCUGCUUGGAGCUCUCUUGGGCGACAUGCACCUGGUGAGUGCACAGUCAUGCCACAUCAAUCUCGACAAGUCAGCCUCCGCGGAAAUCGCCCUCGCGCCACAGGCAGCCUGGCUCCUGAGCGAGACGGUUCGUGAAAACAUUGUGUUUGGGCGACCAUUCAACCCUGUUUGGUACGAGGAGGUUAUCCGCCGCUGCUGCUUGCGACCCGAUCUUGAGAUCCUUCCCGAGGGCGACAUGACUGUCGUUGGUGAAAAGGGUGUCUCCCUCUCCGGUGGCCAGAAACAACGCAUCAGCCUUGCGAGGGCGAUCUAUGGUCGCAGCCAGCUGCUUCUGCUGGAUGACUGCUUUUCUGCGCUGGAUGCACAUGUCGGUGCGCGCGUCUUUGACAUGGUCCUCAACCAAGCGCGCAGGAAUGGCGAAGGCACCGUCGUGCUCGUGACGCACUCCAUGGUGUUUGCUCGCCAGGCUGAUCAUGUUGUGUAUAUGGAUAAAGGGCGUGUGGUGAGCCAAGGGUCAUUUGACUAUUUGAGGACCCAUGACGAUUCUUUCCGCAGCUACAUCGGGUCUGCAAUGGCUGCAGAACAGACUGCGGACGCUGGGCCUGUGAGCUCUGCUCAAGCAACUCAGCAUGAGGAGACUGACUUGCCGCCCGCUGGUGUGAAUCAAAAGGCUGAGCGAGCCCAAGACCCGCCAAAGGAGAAGACUGUUGAUUCCGCUCCCGCCGAUGCGAAGGCAGCCCCAGCAGACCGAGGCAAAGAGAUCAUGCAACGCGAAGAGAGACUGGUGGGCACCGUCAGCGGCAAUACGUACUGGCGUUACAUCAAGUUCGGCAACGCCGUGAUCACCGUACCGCUCUUCUUCCUCUCCAUUGUCGUCUACCAGGGCUCGAGCGUCGUCUCGCCUCUGUGGCUUAGCUGGUGGCAGGACAAAAAGUACGAGUCUAUCAGUGAAAGCGCUUACAUGGGUGGCUUUGCUGCCUUUGGAAUCGGGCAGUCUCUGGGCUUGUUCUUCAUGAGCGCCACUUUCGCCCUCUUCUGCUUCUGGUGCUCCAACAAACUCCAUGCAGCAGCUCUGACGAAUGUCCUCCUCGCCCCUGUCGCCUUCUUUGACACCACGCCGCAGGGACGCAUCACCCAUCGCUUCAGCAAGGAUGUCGACGCCGUCGAUAAUGUGGUCGGCGAGCAGUUGCGAAUCUUCAUGUCAACUCUGGUGCAGGUGAUUGGGACCAUCAUCGUGGUCAGCAUUAUUCUGCCCGUCUUUGUGGCCAUUGCUGCCGGUGUUCUGCUGAUCUAUAUCUGGACGGGCAUGUACUAUCGUCCGUCGGCACGUGAGCUUCGUCGUCUCAACAACCUGCUGCGAAGCCGCAUCUACGAACACUUUGGCGAGUCUCUUUCUGGGCUCCCAACACUGAAAGCAUUCGGCGCAGUCGAUCGCUUCGUCGAGGACAAUGCUCGCAAGAUUGAUACCGAGAACACAGCCUACUGGCUCUCGAUUGCUUGUGUGCGAUGGCUCAACCUUCGCCUCGACCUCUGUGGCGCAACACUCGUGCUUGGAGCAGGCCUCCUGGUCGUUGGUCUCCGCGACACCAUCAACCCGUCAUCGGGUGGUGUGGUCCUGUCGUACAUUGUCACCGCGCAGGCGGCUUUUGGCAACAUGAUCCGACAGAGCGCCGAGAUUGAAAACAAUAUGAAUUCGGUGGAGAGGAUGCUGCACUACGCCUACAACAUCGAACAAGAGCCAGCCCACAAUGUCGAAAAAGCGGACAGACCGCUCAAGGAGUCGAAUUGGCCCAACGAAGGGCGCAUCAGGAUCGAAUCCUUGACGCUGAGCCACCGCCCUGGCUUGGACCCGGCCCUCAAGGAUGUGACGCUCAAUAUCAAGCCUGGUGAGAAGAUUGGUAUUGUCGGCCGGACGGGUGCUGGCAAGUCAACAUUGAUCACAGCAUUGUUGAGGCUCACUGAGCCUACAAGCGGCCGAAUAAUCAUCGAUGAUACGGAUAUCCAUACAAUUGGUCUGCAGCUCCUACGAACGCGCCUGUCCGUCAUCAGCCAGGAUGCAGUGCUUCUCGCGGGCACAGUCAGAUACAAUCUCGACCCUUUUCAGCAGUACGAUGAUGCAUGGUUGACCAAGUGUCUGCAAAUCGUUGGUCUCGACGCUGAUGAGAGCUCCGAAAAGGCCUCUGAGCUCGAGGGCAGCGACGCGAGCGACUUUGACAAGGGUCGAGAAGGCAGCACGUCUGUCCUCCACCUCGACUCUCAAGUCAAGGAGAAUGGCACCAACAUCUCCCAUGGCCAGAGAUCCCUCAUCUCCAUCGCUCGUGCUCUCGUCCGACGGGCCAAGAUUGUUAUUUUGGACGAAGCAACGGCUUCCAUUGACGGCAAGGCCGACAAAAGGCUACAGACCAUGCUGAGAGAUGUCAUGGGCGAUGCCACUGUGCUCACCGUGGCGCAUCGUCUGGACACGAUUAUUGACUCGAGUGAUCGCGUCCUAGUCAUGGACCGCGGGCGGGUCGCCGAGUUUGACAGCGUGCCAGUGUUGUAUGCACGGCCGGAAAGCUUGUUUCGAGCGCUCUGCAAUGCUGCCAAGAUUACUGUCCCAGGGACAGGUAGCUAA